AAGCUUGUUAAAUCUUUCCUUUUGUCUUUAAAAAACCUGGUAUGGUCGGGUAUUUCAUCGAUCCGAGAAUUGGGUUGAAUCAAUCGAAUCUGAGCUGAGCUGCAACUGCAAUGGCGGGUGUAUCACUCCAGUGCGGGGAUUGCGGGGCCCUCCUCAAAUCGGUAGAGGAAGCGCAAGAGCACGCCGAGCUCACCAAACACACCAACUUCAGCGAGUCCACAGAGCCCAUUCUCAACCUCGUCUGCACCACCUGCGGAAAACCCUGCCGCUCCAAAACUGAGAGUGAUUUACACACCAAGAGAACUGGGCACAGUGAGUUUCAGGACAAGACUGCAGAAACUCUAAAGCCCAUAAGCCUGGAGGCACCAAAGCCUAAGAUUGAUGAUGAUGGUGAUGAUCAGAUGGGAGAGGCUGGUGAUGGCAGUAGCAGUGGCCAGCAAGAAGAAAUGGUUGUUCCUGAAGUUGACCAAAACUUACUCACUGAACUUGAAGCAAUGGGAUUUUCCAAGGCAAGGGCAACCCGAGCACUCCACUAUUCUGGCAAUGCUAGCCUCGAGGCUGCUGUAAAUUGGGUUGUAGAACAUGAAAGUGACCCAGAUGUGGAUGAAAUGCCUCUGGUUCCUGUCAGUUCCAAGAAAGCUGAGCCCCCAAAGCCUUCUCUCACUCCGGAGGAGAUAAAAAUGAAACAACAAGAGUUGAGGGAGCGUGCUCGCAAAAAGAAAGAAGAUGAAGAAAAACAAAAGGAAAGAGAGAGAGAAAAGGAAAGAAUCCGAAUUGGUAAGGAACUUCUUGAAGCCAAGCGCAUUGAGGAAGAAAAUGAAAGAAAACGUUUGAUAGCCUUGCGUAAGGCAGAGAAAGAGGAAGAGAGAAGAGCAAGGGAAAAAAUUCGUCAAAAGUUAGAAGAGGAUAAGGCAGAAAGACGACGCAAACUUGGUUUGCCUCCUGAAGAUCCUGCUCCAAAACCUUCUGAACCAGUAGUAGAGGAAAAGAAGAGCUCACUGCCUGUCAGACCAGCUACAAAGGCAGAGCAAAUGAGGGAGUGCCUGCGUACACUUAAGCAGAGCCACAAGGAUGACGAGGCUAAAGUGAAGACUGCAUUUAAUACACUACUAACUUUUGCAAAGAAUGUUGCAACAAAUCCAAAUGAGGAGAAGUUCCGGAAAAUUAGACUCAGUAAUCCUGCAAUCCAGGAAAGAGUUGGAAAAUUGAAGGGGGGUGUGGAGUUCCUUGAGCUUCUUGGAUUUGAGAAAAUUGAAGGUGGAGAGUUCUUGUAUCUUCCAAGUGAUAAAGUAGACAUGGCUGUGCUUCACUCUGCUGGGACCGAGUUGAACAGUGCCAUCAAUAACCCCUUCUUUGGAGUCCUUUGAUCCUUACAUUAGCUCUGCUGAAACAUUCUAAACUUUGUCAAACCUAAUAUACAGGAAUAUGUCGAGUUUUCUCUUGGUUUUGAAAAGGUACAUUGGAGGUGGGAAGGGAAAGGAAGGGAUAUGUUCUGGAUAAUUGGAUUUCAUUUUGCCGUUAGACUAUGUUUGGAAACAAUUAUAGUUUUUCUUUAUCAUAUUUGGUUUUAGAAUUAUGCCCCCAAAGGAUCAUUCUCCAAUUGAGAGUGUGGAUAUAUUUGAGGAAGUAUUUUGGGUAAUGUUUUUUUAUUUGUUUCAACAUUU
Messenger RNA from Ipomoea nil (Japanese morning glory), 1664 nucleotides. RefSeq names its product UBX domain-containing protein 1. The transcript is spliced from 12 exons. Gene Ontology annotation, molecular function: protein binding. NCBI's taxonomy places the organism in Eukaryota, Viridiplantae, Streptophyta, Magnoliopsida, Solanales, Convolvulaceae. The coding region runs from base 111 to 1367 and encodes 418 amino acids. The record is from RefSeq and is a predicted model, not a curated record.